Arachis ipaensis is the source of this 1130-nucleotide messenger RNA. The record is from RefSeq and is a predicted model, not a curated record. NCBI's taxonomy places the organism in Eukaryota, Viridiplantae, Streptophyta, Magnoliopsida, Fabales, Fabaceae.
CAGGCAUUUAGAAUACUAUGAAGCAUAAACGUAAUAUCUACGAACAAUCAAUCCUUGAAAAGUUACGAAGACAAAGUGAAGACAUAAACUUGAGUUCGGAAGAUGGGUUGGAACAAAUAAGUCUCAAUGAUGAUGGGGAUGAAAUUUCAGAGACGGAGAUGUUAAAUCAAAGUGGUGUUGAUCUACCAGAACCUGCUGCACCUAAGAAUAAAAGAGAUGAAAAUGAGCCUCUGCUUGUGAAGGUUAAAGACACCUCUACUGGAGAAAUCAUCACUCGCAAGAUGACAGCGAUUCAAGUUUGGGCGUUGAAAAAAAGUGAAAAAGUUAUGAUGGAGUUGGAUGCAGAUGGACAAGGUCGAGAUAACGGCUAGAACCUGUUUGUGAGAUUUCUUGGUCAGGUAGCUCGUCAAAUUAUAUUUUGUCCCAUAUCAAUCAAAAGAUGGGAUAAGAUGCCAGAAGAUAACACAAAAAGACAAUGGGAACUUAUUGAAGAAAAUGUUGAGUUUGAUUAUGCUACCGGCGUCAAAUGGGCUCUGAGGACCUUAGGUGAUAGAUGGAAGGCCCAUAAGUAUAAUUUACGGGGAGAAUACUUCUUUCCUAACAAAAGAAAGGCAGAAAUUCUGGCUGCGAAUCCCUCAGACAUACCGCCUGUUGAAUGGACUGCUUUUGUGGAUCAUUAUAUGGAUCCUAAAACAAAGAAACAAUGUUUGCAAAACACCAGAAAUCGUGAGAAGCUUAUAGUUUCACAUGCCGGUGGAAGUAAAAGCAAUGCUAGAAGAGCAACUCAGAUGGAAAAAAAAUUGGGAAGGCCUGUAUGUCGAAGCGAGGUUAUUGUAUCAACUUUGCUAAAGAAAGAUGGGAGUUAUGUAAGCGGAGAAGGACAACGAUUAGCUGAAAAAAUAGCAGAGCAUUUGUCUGAAGACCAAGAGCGUGCUGCCACUGAAGAUAUUCAUUCAAAGGUCUUAGCUCAUCCGGAUGAUUCAAUUGGAAAAUUUUGCGGUCCUGAGAAUGGUAAGCGAGUACAUGGCUUUAGUAAUGCUGCAUGUCCCAGUGGUUUUGGUAAGUCAAAGCGCAUCUUUGGAGGGACAUAUGCGGAGGUUCUAGCAGUGCAUCGCAACAACAUGUUGUAG